AUGAAAAAAGAAGUGAGCUAUGGGACCAAGUGUCUCCAGAGUCCCAUCAGAGAACACACAGCACACGGAGUCAUUUCUAGGCCCUGCGUUGGGUCAUGUUACGCUAAUGAAAUCCUACAGAGUUUAAACAUCUCAAGGAAAAAUGGGGUGUUCACCGAUCUAACCCUACAGGUAGAAGGUCAGCACUUCCCCUGCCACCGAGUCGUCCUGUGUGCCAAAAGUGCUUAUUUUCAAGCCAUGUUCACCAGCAAUCUGAAAGAAAGCCAUCUUGGCACGGUCAACCUUCCUGACGUUUCAGCGCCAUACACGGCUCUGGUUUUGGACUUCAUGUACGAAGGGAGAAUUCCAAUUGAAGAAGAAAAUGUUCAAGAGAUCCUACGGAUUUCAGACUUUCUUGACAUCAGCAGUUUACGAAACCUGUGCGUGAAAUUUCUUGAGCGUCAACUAGGCCCUUCGAACUGUGUAGGGAUCAAGCAAAUUGCAGACAAGUAUUACAUCCCUACGCUGUCUGAGAAAACCCAGAAGAUGAUGAUGGAAAGGUUUACCGAAGUCUCCAUGCAGGAGGAAUUCCUGGACCUAAGCAAAGAGGAACUGAUCGGGUACUUGUCCAGCGAUGACCUAGUGGUGUCCAAGGAGGAGGUGGUCUUUGAAGCCGUCUUGAGAUGGGUCGGGAAAAAUAAAACAAGAGGAGGAGCAAAGGUGUCCAAGGAUCUGCUGGAACAUGUCAGACUGCCCUUGCUGGACCCUGCUUAUUACCUGGAGAAGGUGGAAAUGGACAAAAUCAUGAAUGACUCCCCAGAGUGUUUCCCUUUGUUUUACGAAGCUCAGAUGUACCAUAUUCUCGGUAACAGCGGUAAUUCAAUUAGGAUGAGACCAAGAAGAUUCAUGGAUUUGUCUGAAAUGACCGUUGUCAUUGGUGGCUGUGACAAGAAGGGUGUCUUAAAGUUACCCUACAUUGACAGCUGUGACCCCAAGACGGGAACGUGGACGGGGCUCUCGGGACUCCCAGGAUACAGCAAAUCGGAGAUGGCCACAUGUGUGUUGAAGAAUAACAUUUAUAUCUCAGGUGGUCAUAUACACAGCAGAGAGGUUUGGAUGCUCAAUGUCCAUGUGAACAGUUGGAUUAAAGUCGCCUCGCUGAACACGGGGAGAUGGAGACAUGGCAUGGUGACACUGAAGGGACAAAUCUACGCAGUUGGUGGCUUUGAUGGUCAGAGCCGGUUGUCCUCAAUGGAACGGUACAGCUCAUUCACCAAUUCCUGGACCACUGGCACUCCCAUGCUGGAGGCUGUGAGCUCUGCGGGGGUGGUCUCUUGGAUGAACAAGCUCUAUGUCAUUGGCGGAGCAGUAGAUGAUUAUCGGAGCACAGACAAGGUUCAGUGUUACGAUCCCGUGGAGGAUAAAUGGACCUACAAGUCCCCCGCCCCGUUCUGCAAGGACUGUAUCAGUGCAGUGGAGUUAGAUGGGACGGUUUAUGUCAUUGGAGGGUUAAUGAGCACCAUCUUCAGAUACAAGCCGGAGGUGGAUGUAUGGAACGAGGCGGCCGCAUUACCCGGACCACUGGAAAGCUGCGGGGUGACGGUUUGCGGAGGGAAGAUCUAUAUUCUGGGCGGAAGGGAUGAAAACGGGGAAGGGAUGGAGAAAACCUUUGUGUACGAUCCGCUGACAAACGUGGUUUCCGAGGGGCAGCCGCUGCUCCGCGCCAUCAGUCACCACGGCUGCGUCACCGUUCUGCACAGGUAG
Messenger RNA from Nanorana parkeri, 1743 nucleotides. RefSeq names its product kelch-like protein 35. Lineage: Eukaryota; Metazoa; Chordata; Amphibia; Anura; Dicroglossidae. Bases 1 to 1743 code for a protein of 580 amino acids. The record is from RefSeq and is a predicted model, not a curated record. Gene Ontology annotation, molecular function: protein binding. The transcript has 6 exons.